Molecule: messenger RNA, 684 nt
Organism: Leguminivora glycinivorella
Lineage: Eukaryota; Metazoa; Arthropoda; Insecta; Lepidoptera; Tortricidae
Exons: 1
Coding region: 1-684 (227 amino acids)
Source: RefSeq, a predicted model, not a curated record
AUGUCGUCAAGGAUGGACAGCUGUGACAGCCGUAUUGAUAAUCUGUGUGCGCGGAUUGAAGCACUGGAGACCAAGACCGCGUCUCCUAGCGGUCUUAGCGGUAAUGGUACUGAUGCUUCUUUGUUAGAGACAAUAGCUCAGCUAAAAACUGAUUUAAAUGAUCGAGACCAGGACCUGCUACACAACGAUCUUGAGAUCUCUUGUGUCCCAGAACAAGCGGGGGAAAAUACAAUUCACAUAGUGAGUACCUUAGGGCAGAAGCUCGGUGUCACGCUGUCUGAACAUGAUAUCGUCGACGCGACUCGCGUGGGUCGUGCGCCGCUGUUGGAGGAGGGCGUGCCGGCCCGCCCGCGGCUGCUGGUGGUGCGGCUGGCGCGCCGCGCCGUGCGCGACCGGCUGCUGCAGGCGGCGCGGGUGCGCCGCGGGGCCACCACGGAGGGCACCGGACUCCCGGGGCCCGGUAGCCGCUUCUAUGUCAACGAGCGGCUGACAGCCUUCAAUCGACGGCUAUUUCAAAGGGCACGGCAGCUGAAGGAGCAACACGGCUGGCGAUACGUGUGGACGCGUGAUGGCAGGAUCUAUCUGCGCCAACGACCGGGAACUGACUCUCCGAGACAUCGCAUAAGGACUGAAAGUGACUUGGCUCGUGUUUUUGGUUCUCUUGACGUUUGCUCUCAGGCAUAA